This is a messenger RNA of Aspergillus terreus NIH2624, 2019 nucleotides long. RefSeq lists its product as uncharacterized. Lineage: Eukaryota; Fungi; Ascomycota; Eurotiomycetes; Eurotiales; Aspergillaceae. The record is from RefSeq and is a predicted model, not a curated record. Gene Ontology annotation, molecular function: protein binding. The coding region runs from base 1 to 2019 and encodes 672 amino acids. Gene Ontology annotation, biological process: Golgi to plasma membrane transport. The transcript is spliced from 7 exons. Gene Ontology annotation, cellular component: exomer complex.
AUGGUUGCGCCAGCUGUUCCCGAGAUUUACGAGGAGGAUGAGAUCUUUGCCGCAGUCGAUGCGCGCACUGAAUCUCUCCAAAACUUGCGGGAAUUAGGUCCUCCCGACUUGGUCUAUUUGGUCAAACAGCCGAAGACGAGCGGCAAUCGUCAGACGGGCGUUUACCAUCAUGUCACCGGUAUCGAUGCCUCCUCCUCCGCCAGCCUUGCCGCCUACGUGAACACCCUCACAUUCUCGCCGCUUGAUAAGACGCACAAGGUGGUCUCUGGUGUAUACUGCUGCUACAAUGCUUUCUCCCAUCUCGAUAUGCGCGUGGAGGUGAAGAUUCCUGGAAGCCUGGAGAGUUAUUGUAUCGAUGAACGAGGCGACAAACGGGUCGCGACAGAGGCCCUCUGGUUAGAGACUUUUCUGUGCGGUGUUCUCCGAGCCUACUCGUAUGCGGACAACGGUAGCGGGGAUGCGAUUCGCAAGAUCGUCGGCGUCCGUCGAUUCAACCCGGUCACCAAUACGGAGAUGGAACACAAGUUCAUGGAUGCUGCGGAGAGGCUCUUCUUCCUGGGGAGACAACUCAGCUCCGACCCGGAAACCCAAGUGCCUAAUACCGUGAGCAACCACCUUACAUCUGGGCUGCUAAAAUACAUCCAAACGACGGGACGUUACACUUCUGGAAUCAAUCUCUUCGAAAAACUUCGCACCCGUGAUGUGGAAGUGUCAUCGCUGCUCGCGCGGGUUCUCAUAAUGGCCGAUGAGGAGGUACAGGCGGUGCGGUUAAUGUUCGAUGCUCUCCAGGAUGUGCCCAUGGACUACGCACUGCUCGACUGCCAGGCUGCUUUCUGCCAGAGCAAGGGCGAGGGCGAAAUGGCGCUGGAGUGUGCGAAGCGCGCCGUCACGGCCGCCCCCAGCGAAUUCAGUACCUGGGCUCGGCUGGCUGAGGUCUACGUGAGCCUGGAACAGUGGGACCUGGCGCUGCUGACGCUGAACUCCUGCCCGAUGUUCACGUAUCAAGAUAAAGAUACACCCCGCAUGCCGCAACCGUCGCGCAUUAUGCUCCCUAUCCUAGCCGAAAGCAUGUUGGAUGAGAUCGACGAGGGCCAGCCCCGUCAGGGUGACCCUCACGACUACGUUCACCCAUCUCUGCGGAGACUCCAUGCGGCUGCCUAUCAGGGAACUUUUUUGAAGGCCUAUAAUCUGCUCACGAAAAUUGCGGCGUCUAUCGGCUGGGACCAGCUGCUGAAGAUCCGAAGCGAGGUCUUCGUCAUGGAAGAGGAGUACCGCGUCGAGCGGCAGCACUCAACUUCCAAGACGGGGGGCUCCAUCGCCUCUGUGGAUGCUAAUGGUGACGGAGAACAGGAAAAUGGCACCAACUCCGAGGAAGAUACGACAGCCAACGGGGCCAAGAGCGAGCAGCCGGGCGACUCUAUCGAAAGACCGGAGCAGACGGUAGCCUCGGAAGUGGUCAAAUCGGGCAACGAAGACCCCGACCCAUCACACUCGUCAUACACACAAUUCAAGAACAAGCGUCUGUGCGAACGCUGGCUCGACAACCUCUUCAUGGUUCUCUAUGAGGAUCUGCGCAUAUACACGAUCUGGCGCACGGAGAUGGCACAGUAUCGUCAGCAGGCGAUCGAGUACAAGAAGUCAGCGACCGAAUGGGAGAUUCUGGGAGAGCUUGCCGAGCGCCUGCACCACUUUGAUGAGGCCAUCGAGGCCUACCAGCACUGUUUGUCAAUCCGUUUCUCGCCCAAGGCGAUGCGCGGUAUUCUCAAGAUGCACGAGAAUCGCAACGACACGAGACAGAUGCUGAGCUCGUUGAUCCGACUCAUCGCCUGGCAAUACCGAUGGUAUUCUGAGUUCUCGCCCGAACUCCUCUAUUUGAUUCGCAAGCUCAUCGAGGAAGAAGGCGCCGUCAAGGUGCGCAGCAUAGUCCAGGCGACCAACCUGCCCCAGCCUGUUCUCGACUUGACGCACCAGUAUUGCCAGUUGUGCGCGCAGUUCCGUAGCUCUGGCAGCGAUGGUUAA